Messenger RNA from Saxophila tyrrhenica, 948 nucleotides. RefSeq lists its product as uncharacterized. The record is from RefSeq and is a predicted model, not a curated record. NCBI's taxonomy places the organism in Eukaryota, Fungi, Ascomycota, Dothideomycetes, Mycosphaerellales, Extremaceae. Gene Ontology annotation, molecular function: protein binding. Bases 1 to 948 code for a protein of 315 amino acids. The transcript has 2 exons.
AUGUCAGAGUCUAGCACAAAUUGGAAUCUCGAUGGGCACCGACAGCUCCAGCUACCGCAUCCAGACCACCCUCAAGAUGGCCACACGGAUAUGGUUUAUGCAGUGUCUGUUCAAGGCGACUACCUGGUGUCUGUUUCUGCCGACCGGACUGCUCGGGUUUGGGAUCUUAGAACUCAGCGUCUUCUGUACCCGGCCCUUAGUGGACAUACUGGAAGUGUCACAGCCGUACAAUUUGAUGCCGCCGCGCACAAGGAUGUGAUUAUCGUUGGAGACGCUGACGGCAAUGUCAUGGUCUGGCGCUUCUCCACGAGGGAAACGGUCAAAACCAUCGUCGAGGCUCAUGUCGGUGAUGUUCUCUGCCUACACUUCGACCACAGAUAUCUUGUGACUGGUGGCAAAGAUGGCAAAAUCAAGCUCUGGAACCGCCACUCGCUGGACGUCAACACUGACCUUCCUGGAUUCGCUGCCCGGCCCGCGGAAGGUGACAGGCACCAGGAGUACAGUCUUCUCGCCACCUUCGAUGGUCACGACAAGGCCGUGCUCGCUCUAAAGCUGAAAGACAACGUCCUAGUCUCUGGAUCUGGUGAUUCCACUAAGAUUUACGAUGUCGAUCAACACGCGGAAAUUGCCUACCUCGAGGGCCACACCAACCUCAUACGAUCGGUCCAAGCAGUUUUCGGUGACAACGCCGAGGUCAAAACUAUAGUCACUGGUAGCUACGACGGAUCCAUCAGAUUUUGGGAACAAGUGCCGGGUUCACAUGAAUGGCGAACACAACAGCAAUUUCACAUUAGCGGCUUCGAAAUGCACGAAGGCGUGCACUCAGAUAACGGGGCAAACGUCUUCAGCAACAGGAUCUCCUCGGUCGAUCUCGAUGCUGAGAGACUUGUUUGCGCCGGCCAUGGACCUAUCGUCCGUGUCUGGGACUUCCGUUUACCUCGCAAAUGA